Molecule: messenger RNA, 825 nt
Organism: Colletotrichum costaricense
Lineage: Eukaryota; Fungi; Ascomycota; Sordariomycetes; Glomerellales; Glomerellaceae
Product: heterokaryon incompatibility protein
Exons: 1
Coding region: 1-825 (274 amino acids)
Source: RefSeq, a predicted model, not a curated record
AUGUAUAAGGACGCCGUCACGGUUGCUGCAUUUCUGAAAAUUCCCUUUCUAUGGAUUGAUGGCCUGUGUAUCAUCCAAGGCGAUGCCGACUUCAAGGACUGGGCGGAGCAGUCUUCACAGAUGGCAGAAAUCUACGGAAACGCAGUUCUGGUGAUCGUGGCUGCUGAUUCCAACAGUGUUGAGGAAGGCUUCCUCUCUACACCAAAGCUGCCACAAGAACUCGUCAAAUUCCAGUCUUCGGCAUUGGGAAGUCUGGAGAAUAGGAGCGAAGGAACUGGCUUGAGCGUGUUUGCCAGAGCUAUGCUGGACCACAGUUGGCUUGGCUGGUCCACAUUGGCGGAACCAAAAUCCCACGGGACACUGAGCCGCAGCUGGUGUUUCCAAGAGGAAGUCCUUGCAUCUCGACUCCUCACCUUUUUUGGAGGCGAGAUGAACUUCCAAUGUCUUGAAGACGAAUACCGAUGCGAAUGUGCAUACCCCGCCGCACCCCUGGGCCUUGUCACGAUCAAGGAGCUGUACGAGCCUCGCUUGGAACUAGGCGAUAUGGAAACUCCAAAUUGGAUGUGGCAGAGUACCGUGGAGCACUACACCCGACGGAAGCUGACGGUGGCCACCGAUAGGCUUACUGCACUAUCUGGAGUCGCCCGGGUCGUGCAGUCAAGUCUCCGCACAAAGUACGCUGCCGGUCACUGGCUAGAUCGCGACUUUCUGUGCAGCUUGUGUUGGGCGCCUGUGAGAAACAGGGAAACCGAGCGCACCUAUUCACAAGAUUACGUUGCUCCGUCGUGGUCUUGGGUUGCCCAUAACGGACCUAUCACCAUGUGA